AGAUCCGCAGCUGAGCCUUGCCCUUCCUUCCGCCCUCGGUCGUCGUACGCAAUCUGGCCUGCACGCGCUCGCCCAGUCCAUUCGCUUGCUUCGUGCCGAAUUGUACCACGGCCAUGGCCGAGCGGCACCCCGUCGUGCACCUGUUCUUCGGGCGGCUGCCGAACCACCUCGCCGUGCAGCAGUUCGCACAGCACAGCACACACUUCGACUACGCUCCGCGCGCCCCGGACCCGCUGCUGGCGCACGACGUCGACUGGGCCACGGGCGCCACGCCCCGCGGCCACGAGACGUAUGUGCCGCGCGCCCUCUGCUUCGACUCGCGCAUCGGCUGCAGCGCCGGCGCCGGCGGCGCCUACGACUGGGCCGCCGAGACGGGCGCAGACGAGGAGCAGGCCCUGGCGCGUGAGGGUCAGACGACUUGGGGGCAGGAAGCUGUGAUUCAUCGAGUUGGUGCGAGCGCAAUACACAAUGAGGAUGAGCUGGACGAUGACGUCGAGGAGGAUGAAGCGAUGGACGCCGAGGCGGAUGAAGCGACCGGCGAGGCGGACGCCCAGGCCGCUCCCAAGAAGGCGGCUCGACAACGGCCAAGCCCGCGGCCGUGGUCGCACUACGCCACGUUCGACUUUCACCCGCGCUCCUUGGUCGCGCUUCGGGCACCCGGCGGCGGUGGAGACCUGCGGGCGCUGGAGGACCUGAACGGAGGCGCCUCGGCCGUGGGUGACGGAGCGACGGAGCUGGGUGCGUGGGAGACUGGCAUUGCCGCGGCGCACGAGCUGGACUCGCAAGAUCCCUUUCUCGACGAGCUGCUGCGGCCAUGGACCGAGGCGUGCGACACGAUCCAGGCCUUCAGCUGCGGCACGACGACGACCGAUGCGUUUGCGGGCCUCUCGCAUUGGGCACUCGAGCAGAUCAUCGACGAGUACCCGAAGACAACGGUCCUCACGUGGGGCGCAGCCGGCGUUGGCGCGGUGGGCUUGCAGGACGAGCGCAAAGAGCACGCCAGACGCCUGCGGGUCAUCAAUGGCGCUCUGUCCCUUGCGAUGCUCUCCGAGGUGUCGUCCAUGUACCUGCCGUUGCAUUGCCCGUCUAAAGACGCCUUCCACGACGACAUUCUUAGACGCCGAGCGGAGUGGCUAGACUCCCGCACGCAGGCCUCAAUCAUGCAGCCAACACUUGACACCGCCUUGCUCGGACUUCGGUUGAAGACAGGCGGAGAGUCUGCGUCCACCCUCGCUUCCCGGCUGAACUGGCGACGCGACACCCCGAUUGCCGCUCUGAGGGGGCAUGUGCCGCUGCCGUCCCUCUCAGCUGCACCUCAGCAGGCACCGAUGGACCCCAUCGAUGCACUGCUUGCCUCGCGCGGUUACGGACCGGCACGCAACAAGGCUCGCCCGCUCACGCGCGACGAGGCUGCUGUCGCGGGCGCCGGCGUUUUGAAGGCUCGCUGCAUCGACUUCAGCGAUCUGGCGGCCACAGACAGCGAGCAGAAGGCGUUCGCCGCGUCGACGCUGGCCAGAGGAGCAGCUGCAGCGGCUCUCGGCGAGAAGCUCGAGGACACAGUGGACAAGUGGAGCGGCGUGGACGCGCCCUCUGCGGUCUGCCAGCACCGGCUCUGCGGUCCCAUACAACCUCUCAUCGACUUUUCCGCCCAUCUUCAGCCAAGGAGAGCAGGACGCCAGCCCUGCGCAGCUCUCGCUGCUUGCAUCCAUCAGCACGACGCCCGCGACAGCUACCCCACUGCGUGAGGCACUGUCGUCGCUCAAGGGUGCGCUCGCGGGACACUUGCCAAGUGCGGCGUGGGGCAUCGCCGAGCAAGGGCCGCUUGGCGGCAUGGACGGACUGCGCGAGGCACGCGAACGGCUGGAGGAGCUGCUCGGCGCGUACGAGGAGGAAGGCGCCGGCGGCGAGAUGGAGGAUGUCGGUACCGACGAGGAGUUCGAGCAAGACGAGUGGGACCUGUAAUUGUACGCACCACAUAGACACUCUCACGCACUCACACACACCAGCCGGCCGUCGUCGCGCCCUAAUCC
Messenger RNA from Tilletiopsis washingtonensis, 2030 nucleotides. RefSeq lists its product as hypothetical. Gene Ontology annotation, biological process: mitochondrion distribution. The coding region runs from base 114 to 1745 and encodes 543 amino acids. Lineage: Eukaryota; Fungi; Basidiomycota; Exobasidiomycetes; Entylomatales. Gene Ontology annotation, cellular component: cytoplasm. The record is from RefSeq and is a predicted model, not a curated record. The transcript has 6 exons.